Humulus lupulus (European hop) is the source of this 1333-nucleotide messenger RNA. Its product is annotated as protein FMP32, mitochondrial. Gene Ontology annotation, cellular component: mitochondrion. Bases 317 to 964 code for a protein of 215 amino acids. The transcript has 8 exons. The record is from RefSeq and is a predicted model, not a curated record. NCBI's taxonomy places the organism in Eukaryota, Viridiplantae, Streptophyta, Magnoliopsida, Rosales, Cannabaceae.
GCAGGCCCAUUUUGAAGGAAGUUGAGUUGAGAAACAAAAGGCGGUGUUUUCUUCUCUCGUUUGGGUCAAAACCAAGCAAAGCUUUUCUUCUCAUUCUCUCCCAAAAUAUAGCGAUUCAUUCCACAGUUUAAGCACGACUCGAAAUCAAUGGCUCUCAGUUCAAUGAUCAUUCUCAUUUAGAAGCGCAACCCAUUCUCAACUCUGUAUUUUCUCUUCUGCCAGAGAUAGAUAGAGAGGAUUUUGGAGACGGUUCAAGAAUUGUUAGGUCUUUUAAAGGUUUUUCCGUCAAGUUUCUGGAUUUUAGCUGAGGAAUCGAAUGGCCGCUGCUGCGGCGUGUAAGCGGUUGGUGCCGUUAGGAAUCAAUUCAGGGUUUGGAUUAUCUGGAUUUCGAGCUUUUGGUGCUUCGGAAGCUUUAUCUCCAGCUUUGCGUUCUAGGUAUUUGGAUUGUAGAUUGGCGUCUGAGCUCGUGAAAUCUAAUGGCAAACGUUUGUUUCUAGUUGAUACGUUAGCUUUGGUUAGGAAAUUAGAGGGACAGGGCGUGCCCUCGCAGCAAGCUGAGGCUAUAACCGCUGCCAUUACAGAAGUGUUGAACGAUAGCUUAGAAAAUGUGUCUCACUCAUUUGUUUCGAAGGGGGAAAUGCAGAAAAUUGAAAUGAUUCAAGAUUCCAAUUUGUCCAAGUUUAAAUCUGAAGUUCAAAGCUCACAGGGCCACCAUUUUUCAUUACUACAACACGAGACUGAGAAAUUGCGGAAUGAUAUUGAAAAGAUGCGCAGUGAACUGAGGUAUGAAAUUGAUAAAGUUACUGCAGGGCAGAGGCUCGAUUUGAAUCUGGAAAGGGGGAGGAUAAGGGAAGAGCUUGCGGAUCAGAAUGCUGAAACCACUAACCUUACUAACAAACUUGACCGGGUAGGGAUUGGGAGAGAUCCAUGGUUUAAGGGCCCAGUUGGAAGCAGCCAAAUAUGAUGUCAUAAAAUACUGCAUAGGUACUCUUGUUUCUAUUUCUGCUGUUGGUCUUGCUGUACUCCGCAUUCUGAUGUAAACAUUUUGUAUAAUUGGACGGUGAUAAGAAUUGUAUGCUUAGCAAUCAUGAAAAACUACAAAAGAAAAUUAAACUUGUGUUAGUUGAAGCCCAAAGAAGCAUUUCAUAAUACAUAGAACUGUUUUCCCUUCUCUGGGGAUUCAAAGUCAAAUUGGUGUAUCUGUUUCUUUAUUGCCUUUUUCUUCACUCAAUUUUUUAUUUUUGGUUCUUCUGCUUUGAUUUUAUGUAUUUAUUUGGGAUAAUUGAAUUGGACUAUUCCGACUUAUCAAUGAUAUACAGCAAGUUCAGUGGCA